CUCCAAUAGACCCUCCGCUACGGGAACUAGUGAAUUUAUAGAAAGUGAGCGUAGGGUCUAAUGGAGCCGAUUUAAAUAGACCCUUCGCUACAGACAUUAUGGUGUGACUAUAGGUAUAGCCUUGUAAGUUUCUCUAGUGAAUUUCUAUCAAGCAAAAGAAAUAUGGUACUUUUUUAGUUUGGAAUCAGCCUCGCUAUUAUAUAGGUAUAUGCAAAAGCGGAUAUGCAAGGGUCUACUAAGUAGACUCUACUUGUCUGGCAGAAUGCUGAAAAGAAAGCAGACGUGCAUGCUUUGUAAAUAAUGUGCAAUCGAAGCUUAUAAUAGCAACAAAAGCGCAAGGUGAAAUAUCAACAAAGUUGAGGUGCCUUGUAUUUUCAAGAAGUUACUUAAGUACCCCUAGUGCGAGUGAAAAUCUGAAAAUGAAUAAAGAGGAAAAGAGGUAUAUAGAGUAGUUUCAAAAGUUUACGUCGACGAAGAAGAGGAAGUAGAGAGAGUAACAGAUCGGAAGAGAAGAGCGGAAGCUGUUGCAGCUGCUCUCUUUACACUAUAUAGAAAUAUGAACUGAAAUAAAUCGGUUGUAAAUACAAAAAUUCAGCAAGAUGAAUGGAAUAAUUCCCGAAAUGGAGCAAAUUAUCAGUCAGCUCGAAAGAGGGACUGUAGUGACAAAGUUCUUUUCAAGAAAAAAGCCAGAAAAAAAGACCUUGAUGAUUCGUAGAGAAACCAGACAAAUCAUCUGGGCAAGAAGUCCAACAACAAGGCCUUUCGAUGGCUCUGUGGAUAUAAGAGAGGUCAAAGAAAUAAGGACGGGAAAAAAUUCCAAAGACUUUGAAAAAUGGCCUGAAGAAGCUAAAAAAAUUGAAAACCUGAGGUGCUUUGUUGUUUUUUAUGGCUCUGAAUUCAGACUCAAAACAUUGUCUAUUUCAGCCUUAAGUGAAAAAGAAUGUGAGUUAUGGAUGAAAGGCUUGAGGCAUUUGGUGCAAGACACUAUAAAUGCUCCAUAUCCUUUACAAGUAGAGAGAUGGCUGAGAAAAGAAUUUUAUGCAAUGGAAAACUCUCAAGAAAUGGUCAGCCUAAAAGACGUCAAAGCUUUCUUACCAAGAGUUAAUUGCAAAAUUCCAACAAACAAGCUCAGGGAACUGUUUCAAGAAGUCGACACAAAAAACAGGACAGAGAUCGGCUUUGACGACUUUGUAACACUUUAUCACAAACUUAUGUUUGAUUCUAACAAUUUUACGGACUGGAAAAAGCUAUUGACAUACUCUAAUCCUUCUAUGAUAGUGAGUUUGCAAAAAUUUCAAAACUUCCUUAUUACGGAACAGCAAGAUUCCUCUGGUAACAACGAGCAUGAAAUGUCGCGUUUCAUUCGCGAUUACUUACAAGAUCCUCAAAGGGACAUUCAAGAGCCAUAUUUUACGUUUUCGGAGUUUGUUGAUUUUUUGUUUUCCAAACACAAUGAAAUUUGGGACAACAAGUUUGAUCAAGUCUUCCACGAUAUGACGAGACCAAUGUCUCAUUACUGGAUCGCCUCGUCGCAUAAUACAUAUUUGAUGGGUGAUCAGAUAAGUAGUGAAAGUAGUUGUCAGGCUUAUGUAAGAGCUCUGAGAGUUGGAUGCAGAUGUAUAGAAUUGGACUGUUGGGAUGGACCUGAUGGGAUGCCUUUCAUAUUUCAUGGGCACACUCUAACAACGAAAAUUAAAUUUAUGGACGUUAUUAAAACGAUCAAAGAACACGCUUUCAUUACAUCGGAGUAUCCAGUUAUCCUGUCGAUCGAGGACAAUUGUACUCUUCCGCAGCAGCGGCGAAUGGCUCAAGCGAUGCAGGAGGUAUUUGGCGAUAUGCUUCUCGUUCAGCCAAUUGACAAGAACGAAUCCUGUUUACCGUCUCCUUACGCAUUACGUCGCAAAAUUAUUCUCAAGCAUAAAAAGUUGCCGGACGGUGUGGACGAGGGUUCAUUCGUCAUACGUAACACUGACGAUUUAGGCAGUCGACAGGAGAUGGAUCUUCGCAACACCAUAAAAAAUGGAAUCCUAUAUCUUGAAGAUCCGGUUGAUCAUGAAUACAAUCCACAUUUUUUUGUUCUUACGGAGCAGAAACUGUUUUACACUGACACUUUUUCGAGGACACAAGAAACCGAACCAGAGGAUGAGGAAGAAACAACUGUUGUUAGAAUGCCAGGAGACGGAGUACCAAACGAUGAACUACAUUUUGGAGAAAUGUGGUUUCAUGGCAAAUUAGCACGGGGCAGAGAAGAAGCCGAGGAACUACUACAUAAAUACUCACACUUGGGCGACGGUACGUUCCUGGUGAGACAGUGCGUGACUUUUGUUGGUGACUAUUGUCUAUCCUUUUGGCGCAAAGGAAAGGUCAAUCAUUGUCGCAUCAAGUUAAAACAAGAGAUGGGUCAGACGCAGUAUUAUCUCGUAGAUGUAAACUAUUUCGAUAGUUUAUACAGUCUUAUUACGCACUACCGCAAUCAUCCUCUAAGAGCUCAAGAAUUUCUGAUAACUCUACAAGAGCCAGUACCACAGCCGAAUAAGCACGAGGAGAAGGAAUGGUGGCAGAGAGACUGCUCCAGACUGCUGGCCGAAGAAAUGCUGAAACGCGUACCCACUGAUGGAGCGUUUUUAGUGAGACCUAUCGAAAAAGAAAAUAACUGCUAUGCGCUAUCGUUCAGAGCUGAGAACAAUAUAAAGCAUUGCCGGAUCAAGUUGGAGGGACGACUGUAUACGAUCGGCACUGUGCAAUUCGAGAGUCUAGUAGAGUUGGUUAAUUAUUAUGAGCGACAUCCUUUGUACAAAAAAAUCAAACUUACCUUCGCUGUUAAUCAAGAAGUCGUUAGGAUGCAAGGUUCCAUGGAUCCCGACGACGGUUCAGUUUACGGCAUACCAGGCUACAUGGAUCCAACGACGUUUGUUUCAAAAGUUAAAGCCUUGUAUGACUAUAAAGCUCGCCGAGACGACGAGCUGACUCUGGUCAAACACGCAAUCAUAACGAAUGUAAAUAAGCAGAAAGAUGGUUGGUGGCGAGGCGACUAUGGUGGAAAAAAGCAACACUGGUUUCCUGCCAACUACGUCGAGGAGGUCGAGCAAGAUAGCCAGACCGACUCGUCCUCUGACUCGAUGAUGCUUGGAAAUUUGCAAAAAGGCUCGGUAGACAUUGUCGGUGCUUGCGUUGAGUUGGUAAUGUCGGACAGGCCGGGUCUCGAGUGGACUUUGAGAAUACAGAACCCAAGUAUGUGCUCAGUUUUUGAGGUGGCGGCUCCAUCCCAAGAAAUUGCUCUCGAGUGGAUGCAGAAAAUCGAUGAAACUGGACAGAAUGCUAGCGUUAGGGAAAGCCAGCAUAAAGAAAUGGAACGAGCCUGGCGAAUAGCCAAAGAGAUGUCGAAUCUCAUCGUAUACUUCAGAUCAGUAGCCUUCAAUGUGGAUCGACUCCGUUCCAAAGGUUUCAUUUACAACGAGAUGAGCAGUUUCCCGGAAACGAAAGCUGAGAAGCUCAUGUGCCAGCAAGAGACCAAGUUUUUUUUGCGCUACCAUCAAACACAAUUCAGCCGUGUCUAUCCUAAAGGUCAGCGUAUCGAUUCGUCGAAUUACAAUUCGAUGCCGAUGUGGAACGCUGGCUGCCAAAUGGUCGCUCUCAACUACCAAACCGGAGACAAACCUAUGCAGCUGAAUCAGGCAAAAUUUCGAGAAAAUGGAAAUUGCGGGUACUUGUUAAAGCCGGAGUUCAUGUUUCACGAAGAUUACAAUCCGUUUGACAAAACUUCCCUUGUUGGAGUUGAUCCGCUCAAAGUUACACUGAACAUAAUUGGAGCGAGGCAUUUGAAUAAAGCGGGCAGAGGUGCUGCCUCGCCUUCUGUGCAAGUAGAAGUCGUUGGUGCUGAUUACGAUAGUGGUAUCAAACUCACGACAAAGACGAUUAAUGACAACGGUUUUAAUCCCAUGUGGAAUGAAUCUUGCGAGUUCCUAGUAUCAAAUCCGUAUUUGGCCCUAAUUCGUUUUGUUGUACAAGACGAAGACAUGUUUGGAGAUAGUAAUUUUAUGGGUCAAGCAACUUAUCCUAUUCGUUGUUUAAGAACUGGUUACAGAAGCGUUCCUUUGAAAAACAGUUAUAGCGAAGAUCUUGAAUUGGCAUCGCUUCUUGUGCACGUGAAAAUUGUCAGUACAAAUGAUUUAGCGCAAAAUAGUACUAUCACAAAAUUUAAACGGCCUCACAUACGGUUAAUCUAGUUUCCAAAUAAUCUUGUGACAAACUGAUCACCAAAAGCAAAGCUUCAAUGUAAUUUGUUAUUUUGAUUUAGGUAGUUGUACAUUUACCAAUAAUCACCUAUAGUGGUUAUUAAUUUUAAAAAAGUAAUUGUUUCUUUAAAAACGCUUUUAUUAUAGGAAAUUUUUAAUGUACAAAAAUUAUCACAUUUGUUUUUGUGAUUUUUUUGAACAUAAUUAUUUUAUUAAUCAAUGUUGAGGAGUAUAUAUACAACGAAACAGGUUUUGACAGCUAUUUUGAAAAUUUUGUAAAAGAGCGCGAAUAUGAGAUGUAUUUACAAAACUGAUUUUAUUGAGAAAUAUCUACACAAAUG
Molecule: messenger RNA, 4576 nt
Organism: Copidosoma floridanum
Lineage: Eukaryota; Metazoa; Arthropoda; Insecta; Hymenoptera; Encyrtidae
Gene: sl
Product: small wing phospholipase C gamma 1
Biological process (GO): positive regulation of epithelial cell migration; phosphatidylinositol metabolic process; phosphatidylinositol-mediated signaling
Cellular component (GO): ruffle membrane
Molecular function (GO): calcium ion binding; protein binding; phosphatidylinositol-4,5-bisphosphate phospholipase C activity
Source: RefSeq, a predicted model, not a curated record